Molecule: messenger RNA, 474 nt
Organism: Sphaeroforma arctica JP610
Lineage: Eukaryota; Ichthyosporea; Ichthyophonida
Exons: 3
Coding region: 1-474 (157 amino acids)
Source: RefSeq, a predicted model, not a curated record
AUGCAAGGCAAUAUACCAAUUAAAGUUCAUAUUAAAAGAAUUGCAUAUACCAUACACACAGGAAUCUGUAUUGUGCUGGUGGGUGUGACCGUGAUUGCCCCCACCACAACAACCGAUGUAGUCGACGACAGAGCCAUUGCUGACACAGAGAGUGUUACCAAGUUCUCCAGACGGCCCACUUUAUCGAUAGGCGGUAUAUACUUAAAAGCCAAUAGCGAGAUGGAUAUGUUGUUAGUCGUGCGCUACGACAGGUACGCUUUCAGUAUAUGGACCCUGGUAUCACACGAUGUGACCCCAGAUAACGAGUACCAACUGAUCCGUAGCAAAAGCAAACUGCAACAACCCCCACAGACUACGGAAAACACGCCAUUAAUCGCUCCGGUCACUGUUAUGGGUCUUCCGCUCAAUCCUCUGCCCGAUCCGGUUACCAUGCGAACGGUGAACGUGGAUCUGGCGCAUCUCGGCAGUGUGUGA